AUGGCGGAGAAGCUGGCCCCCGAGAAGCGCCACACCUUCGUGCACAACGGGCAGAAGGUGUUCGAGUGGGACCAGACGCUAGAGGAGGUGAACAUGUACAUCGAACUCCCCAAGGGCGUGCCCACCAAGCUCUUCCACUGCACCAUCCAGGCGAGCCACGUCGAGGUCGGCAUCCGCGGCAACCCACCAUACCUCAACCACGACCUGACGCACCCCGUGAAGACCGACUCGUCGUUCUGGACAAUAGAGGAUGGUGAGAUGCAUAUCACACUGCAAAAAAGAGAGAACGGGAAAACAUGGUCAUCUCCAAUACAAGGGCAAGGAAUUUUGGAUCCAUAUGCUGCAGAUCAAGAGCAAAAGCGGCUUAUGCUCCAAAGGUUUCAGGAAGAGUUUUCUAACUCAGGUCAUCUGUACAUGAAUACAAUAUGA
Miscanthus lutarioriparius is the source of this 429-nucleotide messenger RNA. NCBI's taxonomy places the organism in Eukaryota, Viridiplantae, Streptophyta, Magnoliopsida, Poales, Poaceae. The record is from the annotation of a GenBank genome assembly.